Molecule: messenger RNA, 4326 nt
Organism: Prionailurus viverrinus (fishing cat)
Lineage: Eukaryota; Metazoa; Chordata; Mammalia; Carnivora; Felidae
Gene: IGSF9
Product: immunoglobulin superfamily member 9
Exons: 21
Coding region: 505-4050 (1181 amino acids)
Biological process (GO): cell-cell adhesion
Molecular function (GO): protein binding
Source: RefSeq, a predicted model, not a curated record
AGUCUGGGGCCAGUCGCUCCACCUGUUUGCGCCUCCGUUUUCUCCCGAGUCAAGCAGAGUCAUGCCCGCCUCGCGGGGUCUCUGCGCGGGUGACCCGAGCGCUACGAAGCCCGCGCACCCUGCAGGGCCCGGCCCCGGGAUGCCUCUCGUCCUGCCGUCCCGCCCCGGGCCUGUGUCGCCGGGUCGCAGGCGCUGGCAGCUGCAGCGGGGAGGGGGCGACUCGGCAGGCCGGGCCCGGGCGCACGGUCCCCUCGGCACCCUGCGGGAGGCGCCGGGCCGGGACCUGGGAGCUCGCGGGUGCAGACAGAUCUGGUGGUGCUCCAGGGAGCGGCUGCAUCAGGUGUUACGUGAGCCAAGCCCUAACCGUGCAGAAGAGUGAGAGCUGAAACCUGCUACCGGAUCAGAAGGCAUCCCUCCCGGGGCUUGCUGGGCUGUGGACACCUCCCGGGCCCCUCCGUCUGGGCCCCGUGGAUAGGAGGGGCUGGCCGAGCAGGCAGCUGGGCUAUGGUUUGCUGCCUCGGUCUGGCCGUCCUCAGCCUGGUCAUCAGCCAGGGGGCUGACGGUCGAGGGAAGCCUGAGGUGGGGUCAGUGGUGGGCCGGGCUGGCGACAGUGCGGUGCUGGGCUGUGACCUGCUGCCCCCGGCUGGCCGGCCCCCGCUACAUGUCAUCGAGUGGCUGCGCUUUGGAUUCCUGCUCCCCAUCUUCAUCCAGUUCGGCCUCUACUCUCCCAGAAUUGACCCCGAUUACGUGGGGCGAGUCCGGCUGCAGAAGGGGGCAUCUCUCCGGAUUGAGGGGCUCCGAGCGGAAGACCAAGGCUGGUACGAGUGCCGAGUGCUCUUCCUGGACAAGCACAGCCCUGAGGACGACUCUGUUAACGGCUCCUGGGUGCACCUUACAGUCAAUUCACCCCCUCAGUUCCUGGAGACCCCUCCCCAGGUGCUGGAAGUUCAGGAACUGGAGCCUGUGACCCUGCGUUGUGUGGCCCGUGGCAGCCCACAGCCUCAUGUGACUUGGAAGCUCCGAGGACAGGAUCUUGGCCAGGGCCAGGGCCAGGGCCAGGUGCAAGUGCAGAAUGGGACGCUGUGGAUCCGGCGGGUGGAACGCCGCAGCUCUGGGGUCUACACCUGUCAAGCCUCCAGCACCGAGGGCAGUGCCUCCCACGCCACCCAGCUGCUGGUGCUAGGCCCCCCGGUCAUCGUGGUGCCCCCCAAGAACAGCACGGUCAAUGCCUCCCAGGAUGUUUCCUUGGCCUGCCGGGCUGAGGCGUACCCCACCAACCUCACUUAUAGCUGGUUCCAGGACAGCGUCAACGUGUUCCACGUUAGCCGCCUGCAGCCCCGAGUGCGGAUCCUGGUAGACGGGAGCCUGCGGCUGCUGGCCGCCCAGCCGGACGAUGCGGGCCGCUACACCUGCGUGCCCAGCAAUGGCCUCCGGCGCCCGCCCUCGGCCUCUGCCUACCUCACUGUGCUCUACCCAGCGCAGGUGACAGCGAUGCCUCCUGAGACCCCCCUGCCCGUAGGCAUGCGGGGGGUGAUCCGGUGCCCGGUCCGCGCCAACCCCCCACUGCUCUUCGUCAGCUGGACCAAGGAUGGGCAGGCCCUGCAGCUGGAUAAGCUCCCUGGCUGGUCCCAGGGCCCCGAGGGCUCCCUGAUCAUCGCCCUGGGGAACGAGGAUGCCCUGGGAGAAUACUCCUGCACCCCCUACAACAGUCUCGGUACUGCAGGGCCCUCCCCGGUGACCCGCGUGCUGCUCAAGGCUCCCCCAGCUUUUCUAGAACGACCUAAGGAAGAAUAUUUCCAAGAAGUAGGGCGGGAGCUACUCAUCCCCUGCUCUGCCCAGGGAGACCCCCCUCCUGCUAUCUCUUGGGCCAAGGUGGGCCGGGGGCCGCAGGGCCAGGCCCAGGUGGGCAGCAACAGUAGCCUCAUCCUGCGGCCGCUGACCAAGGAGGCCCAUGGGCGCUGGGAGUGCACCGCUAGCAAUGCUGUGGCCCGAGUGGCCGCCUCCACACAUGUCUACGUGCUGGGCACCAGCCCACACGUUGUCACCAAUGUGUCCGUGGUGCCUUUGCCCAAGGGUGCCAAUGUCUCCUGGGAGCCCGGCUUCGAUGGUGGCUAUCUGCAGAGAUUCAGUGUCUGGUAUACCCCACUGGCCAAGCGUCCGGACCGAACCCACCACGACUGGGUGUCGCUGGCGGUGCCUGUGGGGGCUGCUUACCUCCUGGUGCUGGGGCUGCAGCCCCAUAUCCAGUACCAGUUCAGCGUCCUAGCGCAGAACAAGCUGGGCAGUGGGCCCUUCAGUGAGAUCGUCUUGUCUGCCCCCGAGGGGCUUCCCACCACGCCAGCUGCCCCCAGUCUUCCGCCCACUGAGAUGUCACCUGCCCUGUCACCUCCCCGAGGCCUGGUGGCAGUGAGGACACCCCGGGGGGUGCUCCUGCAUUGGGAUCCCCCAGAACUGGUCCCUAAAACACUGGAUGGCUAUAUCCUGGAGGGGCGGCAAGGCUCCCAGGGCUGGGAGGUGCUAGACCGGGCCGUGGCAGGCACAGACAUGCAGCUGCUGGUACCUGGACUCAUCAAGGACGUUCUGUACGAGUUCCGCCUCGUGGCCCUCGCAGGCAGCUAUGUCAGCGAUCCGAGCAACACGGCCAACGUGUCCACUUCCGGCCUGGAGGUGUACCCCUCCCGCACGCAGCUGCCGGGCCUCCUGCCCCAGCCGGUCCUGGCCGGCGUGGUGGGCGGGGUCUGCUUCCUGGGCGUGGCUGUCCUCGUGAGCGUCCUGGCCGCCUGCCUGACCAACCGGCGCAGGGCAGCCCGCCGCCGCCGCAAGCGCCUCCGCCAAGAUGCGCCUCUUAUCUUCUCCCCGCCCGGGAAGUCAGCUCCGCACUCUGCUCCGGGUUCGGGCAGUCCUGACAGCGUGGCAAAGCUGAAGCUCCAGGGCUCCCCGGUUCCCAGCCUGCGCCAGAGUCUGCUCUGGGGGGAGCCCGCUGGUCCCCCCAGCCCCCCUCCGGAUCCUCCACCUAGCCGGGGCCCCUUACCCCUGGAGCCCAUUUGCCGGGGACCAGACGGCCGCUUUGUGAUGGGACCCAGCGCCGGGACCCCCCAAGAAAGGUCAGGCUCUGAGCGAGCUGAACCUCGGACCCCAUCCCAGCACCAGGCCAGGUCCUAUGACUGCAGCAGCAGCAGCCCCAGUGGGAUGCCCCAGCCCCUCUGCAUUGCAGACAUCAGCCCUGUGGGGCCCCCUCCCGAGGCCCCGCCCAGUCCUCUGCCUGGUCCAGGACCCCUGCUUCAGUACCUGAGCCUGCCCUUCUUCCGGGAGAUGAAUGUGGACGGGGACUGGCCCCCUUUCGAGGAGCCCGGGCCUGCUCCACCCCCAGAUUACAUGGAUACCCGGCCCUGCCCCACCUCAUCUCUCCUUCAGCCCCUGGACUCCGCCACCGUGUCCCCCAGGGCAGUGCUUCCUGGGGCUGUGGUCGGGGCCGGGGCCACCCCAGAGCCCCUGUACACGGCACUGGCCGACUGGACACUGAGGGAACGGCUGCUGCCAAGCCUUCUCCCUGCCGCCCCUCGGGGUAGCCUCACCAGCCAGAGCAGCGGGCGGGGCAGCGCCUCGUUCCUUCGGCCCCCCUCCACAGCCCCCUCUGCGGGAGGCAGCUACCUCAGCCCUGCUCCGGGAGACACCGGCAGCUGGGCCAGUGGCCCUGAGAGGUGGCCCCGAAGGGAACACGUGGUGACAGUCAGCAAGAGGAGAAACACAUCUGUGGAUGAAAACUAUGAGUGGGACUCAGAAUUCCCCGGGGACAUGGAAUUGCUGGAGACUCUGCACCUGGGCGCGGCUGGCCCUCGACCCCGACCUGAAGCUGAGCCAGAGCUAGAUGUGAAGACUCCAGAGGAGGGUGGCCUCUUGAACGCUGCCCGUGCUUCUGGCCCCGAGGCCCGCUGUGCUGUCCUCCGGGAGGAAUUCCUAGCUUUCCGUCGCCGCCGCGAUGCCACUAGGGUCCGGCCACCGGUCUAUAGACAGCCAGUGCCCCACCCCGAACAGGCCACUCUGCUGUGAGAGCGCCUGAUAGGAGGCUGGGUGAAGGCACACAGAGCCUGCAGAGGGGAGGCCCCAGCAAGCCCUAGCUCCGGCCCGGAACACUGCUCCCGCAGCUCUGGUGGUGGUGGGCUUGGGUGGGCUUGCUAGGAGGUGUACAUGCCGGGCCCCCGGAGUCCGGGGACUGGGACAGGGAUCUUAGAUCUGCCCGUGUGUGUGUGAGUGUGUGUGGUGACGGUGAUGGUGUUUGUGGUGUGGGUGAGGUUUUUUACAGGUGAAUAAAGAAAGUCUGACAAA